CUUCCCAGCCGCAGCCCUGCUCCGGGGCGGCUCCGAGCACAGUGUCCCGGGGGAGCGGGACGAUCCCGGAUCCCGGCCCCGCGCAGCCGGGCCGGGGCUGCCAUUGGCUCCGGCGGGGAGCGCUGACCGCCAGCCGCCUCCAAACUAUUUCCUGUUGCUGCAGCGUUAAUGCUGAACAGACCCUGCUGUCUCUUCCCUCUCUCCAGCCAAAGUGCAGCGGGCUCCCGCCUUCCCACCGCGCUCCGAUGCCUAGCAAGUGCCGUCCCCUGAGCCCCUGAGCACGGCCGGGCACAGGAUGGAGAGCCGCCGGCGGGACAUGGAGCUGCUGAGCAACAGCAUGGCCGCGUACGCACACAUCCGAGCCAACCCCGAGAGCUUUGGGCUCUACUUCGUGCUGGGCGUCUGCUUCGGGCUGGUGCUGACCCUGUGCCUGCUGGUGCUGCGCCUCUCCUGCGCGCCCCCCCCGCGCCGCCCCAGGGGCUUCAGUGAGGACGACGAGGAUGAGGACGAGGAUGAAGACGAGGAGGAGGAGGAGGACACCAUUGACCGCGCAGCAUCCGAGUCGCUGCUGCCGGUGACCGAGAUCCCGCUGGAGACUCACGGCCCCGGGGACGGGGCUGUGGCCGUCAACGUGUUCACGUCGGCGGAGGAGCUGGAGCAGGCGCAGCGGCUGGAGGAGCGCGAGCGCAUCAUCCGCGAGAUCUGGCGCAACGGGCAGCCCGACAUCCUGGGCACCGGCUCCCUGGGCCGCGUCCACUACUACUGACCCCGGCACCGAGCCCGGGGAGCUGCCACGGAGCGGGAGGAUGAGGAGGGGGCUGCUCAUUGCCCCUGUGCUGGAGGCUCUGCCCCCAGAGCACCCCCAGGGCCAAGCUUGUCCCUCGAUGCACUUUGAGCCAUUGGUACGACUGCUGGCACCAGCCGAGCAGCCCCGGGACCCUGCAGGGACAGGGACAAGGACAGGGCAGACCUUGGUGGCCAUCUCCAUGGGUCAUGUCUGGCUGUUUCCGUGUAAGCUUUGGGGGUCCUGCCCCACAAACAUGGUGCUGUUACACCCUU
Molecule: messenger RNA, 1059 nt
Organism: Strigops habroptila (Kakapo)
Lineage: Eukaryota; Metazoa; Chordata; Aves; Psittaciformes; Psittacidae
Gene: EVA1B
Product: eva-1 homolog B
Exons: 3
Coding region: 296-766 (156 amino acids)
Source: RefSeq, a predicted model, not a curated record